Messenger RNA from Rubroshorea leprosula, 1096 nucleotides. NCBI's taxonomy places the organism in Eukaryota, Viridiplantae, Streptophyta, Magnoliopsida, Malvales, Dipterocarpaceae. The record is from the annotation of a GenBank genome assembly.
GCAGGCAGCGACGGGGCACACCGCAGACGAAGAGUAUUUAUGUCGUUGAUUUGAUUUAUUUAGCUGAGAUUGCUCUAAUUCACUUAAAAACAUCACUAGAAAACCUUAAUUCGCGGUAUCGGUAUACCGAGCAAAUGCCGCCCAAAGUGGAUAAACAUCCCGUCGAUGUUGUUGACAUCGCUACCAGCGACGAUGAAGAUGGUCCCCGAAUCGCUUCCGCGAAGAAAGGAUCCUCAAGCGCACCGCCGUCAGCGCAAAGAAGACCGACCUCAGUGGCACCCCCGACGACGACGACAGUACCGACCAAUGAAACCCUAGAGUGCCGAAGUUUCUGGAAGGCAGGGGGUUAUGCUGUCUCUGUCGCCACAAGACCCACUGUCGACCAAGGGAAUUUGGAGCAUGCUCGAGUUCAUCCUAAGUUUCUUCACUCUAAUGCAACCUCGCAUAAGUGGGCUUUUGGAGCAAUUGCUGAGCUCUUGGAUAAUGCUGUUGACGAGGUAGCGUCUUGCUGACUUGUUAUUUUUGUUGAAUUUCAAUUGAGAAGUAUGUACUUGUUAUCUAGAACUGACAUGGUUGAAUUGGUUCCCUUUUUCAUUUUUAAUGUUGCAAGUGAUGCUUAGCUCCGGUCAGCAUGUUGCUUGCAAAUUGCUAAUGUAAACGAGUCUAGUAUUUCUUUUCAUUUUGUAUCAUAAAGGAUCGUUUCGAAUGUUGAGGUUGCUGCUGUUGGCGCAUGCAUUUGCUGAAAACAAAAAUUAAAUGUACCUUGGGGAUGUUUUGGUGCAUGUUCUCUCAGUUGUUGAAAGGACUAAGGUGGUUUAGUGAGCAUAAGCUAAAACUUUAAAGUGUACUUUGAGGACCUCUCUCUAUAUCAGAUUAUUUUGUUCUGCUACAUUUCCAUCCAAAAUAAUUAGGGAUUUUGGUUUUUAUUCUGGGAAGAAGGGCGAUAUUCUUUUGGUAAUUUGGUUCAACUGUUUUUUUAUGUUUGCUUCUGUUAUCAGAUACACCAUGGUGCAACUUUUGUAAAGGUUGAUAAAAUUGAUAUUGUGAAGGAUAAUUCUCCAGCUUUACUUUUCCAAGGAAGGGUAUCUGUCUUUGU